GAGGCGCAGCAGCCAAUCCUCCCGCCCCGUGCGCCCUCUACCUCAGCCCCGGCUCCUCCCAGCCCGCCGCUCUCGCUGUCCCGUCACCACCACACUCACAUAACUCCAGGCCAGAACCAUGUCAGCCGGACACCAGCACAGCCAGAGCCGGGCCAUCCCCACCAGGACCAUCCCCAUCAGCGACUCCUCUCAGCUACCUCAUGACUACUGCACCACCCCCGGGGGCACCCUCUUCUCCACCACCCCUGGAGGUACAAGGAUCAUCUAUGAUCGUAAGUUUCUCUUGGACCGUCGCAAUUCCCCCCUGGCUCAGACCCCACCCCGCCGCUUGCCAGAUAUCCCUGGAGUGACCAGCCCCAGUAUUGUUGUAGAAGUGCCCAAAGUAGAAACGAACAACUUGAACAAUCACGACAGAAAGACUACUAUUGGUGAUGAUGCUCAGUUUGAAAUGGACAUCUAACCUUCUGGAUGCUUGGCAAGCACUCGAAAUUUGCGUGUACCUGACAUGGCCAAUAGGAUCACUUAAUGAAAAACGGGCAAAGGCGCUCUUAUGCGUUUAGUAAACAGUCCUUCCAGGUGCCAAAGGUCAACGCAACUAGGUUCCCUGUUUUUUUUUUGUUUUUUGUUUUUUUUUUACUUUUUUUUUUCUCUCCCCCCCCCCCAAGAAUAAUCCCACCCCAGCUACAAUAAAGUGUGGAGGUGGUGAAGGGACUUGUGACUCUGAUUUGAAUGGCUUGAAGUUGGCAAGUGGGAAUAAAAACUGUUUGCAAACUUGUACUGUAGCUUUGCAAAUACAUGUGAACUAUGGGUGGCAUAAGUUAACUUUUUUUUUAUACAACCCACUUUUUUUUUUUUUUGGUCAGUUUCCACUUAAGAUGUGCCCCAUGGUUUGGAAAGGCGCCCAGACCAUAGUGGAUAAGUUUAUUUGUAAUGUUUUGGCUUAAAUCGCUAUACAGUCAUCUCACCAAUAAAGAGUCUCCUGGUGAGCAAGGAACCAUCAUGUCCUGUCCAUGAUGUUGGACCUGGGCUUUCUUUUUGUAGGGCCGCUAAACAUCUCUGCCUUCUAAAGUCUUACAUUAGGCCCACUAUUAAAUACAAUGUGUGCUUGCUGCCUGUUAUGGAAGUGCAGAAUUCUGUAUAUUGUCCAUCUGUGUCAAUUAUUGGUUUGGUUGAGCUUGACGUUGCUCUUAUACGAAUCGCUAGGGUUGAAUUUACCCCCAAAUGUGAUUUCUACUUAAUAUCUUGUUUUGUCAAUCGAGGCGUCUGCUGGAUGAGAAGGGGUUGAACGCCUUUGCUUUCUCGGCAUUGCAAGUAAUUUCAGAUUGCCACAGUGACUUGUCUAACACAGUUGUGCCCCCAAAUUCAUGUAUCGUACUUCUGGAUUAUAUAGUUUCUGGCAUAACAUGUCAUAGAUCAAAUGAGUUUUGAACCCAAGCUUGAAGUUUACCUCAGUAAGGGAAGAGUAUAUUUCUCAUAGGGUCAUAAGGUGCAUUUCAGGGUGAAACUGAUGUGUGAGGAGAGGUGCGUUUUGACAGUGUCUAAUAUCGGUCUGUAUAGGAGUUCUUUUUCAUGACCUGUUUGGCAUUACCUUAAACCACUUCGAAACUUAACACCAAAGUGUCCACAACAAUGGUAGAUUUUUUUUUUUAAUUUUUUUUUGUUGAUACAGAGGUAUUAAAAUAUGUUGGCCAAACAUGAUCACCAUUUAGUUGAUGUUCAGGACUGAAAUGACCAUUAGGUGCUAAUAAACAUUGCAUUCUGUGCUUCUCCGGUAUACUUUUUCUGCUGCAAAAAAAUGCCUCCUGUCCUUACCCAGUUAGCAUAACACAAUCCAAAUAGUGGACAAUCCAUAAUUUUUUUUAAAUUAAAGAGGUUCUGCAGUUUGUUUAAACUGAUUAUCUAUCCUCUGGAUAGAUCAUCAGCAUCUGGUCGGUGGGGGUCCGACACCCGGGACCCCG
Molecule: messenger RNA, 1958 nt
Organism: Bufo bufo (common toad)
Lineage: Eukaryota; Metazoa; Chordata; Amphibia; Anura; Bufonidae
Gene: EIF4EBP2
Product: eukaryotic translation initiation factor 4E binding protein 2
Exons: 3
Coding region: 119-460 (113 amino acids)
Biological process (GO): negative regulation of translational initiation
Cellular component (GO): cytoplasm
Molecular function (GO): eukaryotic initiation factor 4E binding
Source: RefSeq, a predicted model, not a curated record